Messenger RNA from Zymoseptoria tritici IPO323, 1548 nucleotides. RefSeq lists its product as uncharacterized. The coding region runs from base 1 to 1548 and encodes 515 amino acids. Lineage: Eukaryota; Fungi; Ascomycota; Dothideomycetes; Mycosphaerellales; Mycosphaerellaceae. The record is from RefSeq and is a predicted model, not a curated record. The transcript is spliced from 6 exons.
AUGGCACGCCCUCGCAAGUCGCGUAACCGCGGGAUGCAUCCUCCUUCCGGGCCGCAACGCCCAGCUGCAACACACGCUCUCUCCUUAAAGGCAAUCGUUCGCGCAACCAAAGUACUCGAUCGCAGCAAAUUCCAACUCCUCGUGUUGCCCCGCGAGCUGCGCGACUCGAUCUAUGGCUAUGCCACUAUCGACAAGCAGGCUGCUAGUCUCUGCGGCACUACGUUCGAGUUGCGCCCUCGCCAGGUUGCACAGUGGAACCUUCUUAGCGUCUGCCGCCAAGUCCAGAUCGAGUAUCAACAAGUUGUCGACAAGUCCGCCAGCCUCGAGAUCUACGAUCUAAUGGACACUAUCCCGUCCCCUGCGGAGAUUACCAGCUUGCCCGCAGCCGCUUCCGGCAUCACUUCGCUGGUCAUUUAUCUCAUUUCGGACGCAGCUCUACAAGGAAUCUCCGAGAUGACACAGCACAAGCGCUGGGUUGACAAGGUCUUGCAUCUGCUUCCGAAUCUGCGCAGCCUGAGCUUAUCGACUCACGCUCCCUUGGCCUUCAGCUUCGGGAUUGCUAGGAUGGAAGCUGAGCUAGCUCCCUGGAUGAAGCUACCUUUACUUCGUGAGUUCAAGGUAUGGGAUGCGUUCAAGGAAGUGAAACAGCUGCGGACCAUCGAGGAGCACGGCAGCUCGUCUGAGCGCGAGGUUUUGGUCAUGGAGUGGUCGAAGGAGGGUGGGGGCUGGCAGGACCUCGACCAGCUCGAGAUCAAGAGAGCGGCUUUGAGGCUCGUUGAGAUUGGCAUACCGAAAGGCAUGGCCACGGCAUCGAACUACCAGCAAGCGAUGGUGGCCGCGCGCCCAAGCACGACAAACGCAGCAGAUGCGCAACGAGACAUCUUUCGCUUUUUCGAUCUGCCACGAGAGCUGCGCGACCUGAUCUGCGAGUAUGCCCUCUUUGAUGGAGCGCCAACUAGUCUCUGUGGCACCAAGGUCAAGCUGCGGCCUCGUAAUAUUGCCCGCCAACAUGUUUUGACCGUUUGCCGGCGACUCAAGAACGAGAUGGAAAAAGUUGCAGCAAGUCGCGCCACCCUCGACGUUUUCGACUUGAAUGGACACAUCCCUGAACCGAACGAGAUCAUCAGCCUCCCUGUUGUCGCUGCCAGGACUUCUGCGUUGGUGCUUCACCUCAUCCGCUCGAACUGCAAAACCGUCGACGAAUACGCACUUAUGCCUGAGAUCCAGCGGCACAGGCUCUGGAUCGAUAAGCUCUUGCAGAUGCUACCAACACUCUGCAAUCUGACCAUAAUUGUCCACACUCAACGGGCGCAAACCUGCGGACCAGAUGCAAUUAGUGCGCUGAAAGAAGUUCUGGCACCAUUGAUGGAAUUAGCGCAUCUCGAAACACUCGAAGUGUACAAGGCGGAGGGAUCUAAGCGUAUGGCGUGUGGAAGGCCAACAAGAAUCGGAAUUCUGGGCAGCGCCGCAGCAGGAUACUGUUGUAAACCACGAGCGCCUGGACCGGAAUUACUGUGGUCGCUCAAUCCAAAGAGGAUCGAGUCGUAG